AUGCGGGUCCCCUGGGCACCCUGGUCGCUGCUCUGGGCCAUGCUGCAGCUGAGCUGGUGGCCAGGAUGUCUCCUAGGUAUGCCCGGCCGCCCUCCACGCCCUCCGUCCCUCACCUUCUCCCCAGCCCAGGCCACAGUGCCUGAGGGGGCCAACGUCACCUUCACCUGCAGCUUCUCCAACACGUCCGAGCACUUCGUGCUGAACUGGUACCGCCUGAGCCCCAGCAACCAGAGGGACAAGCUGGCUGCCUUCCCCGAGGACCGCAGCCGGCAGCCACAGGACAGCCGCUUCCGCAUCACCCGGCUGCCGGACGGGAGCGGCUUCCACAUGAGCGGCAUCGGCGUCCGACGCAACGACAGCGGCAUCUACCUGUGCGGGGCCAUCUCCCUGCACCCGACGCAGAUCAAGGAGAGCCCCCAGGUGGAGCUCACGGUGACAGAGAGACUACUGGAGCCAUCCACAGCACAGCCCAGUCCCUCACCCAGGCCGCCAGGUCAGCUCCAAGGCCUGGUCAUUGGGGUCCCCAGUGUCCUGGUAGGCGUCCUGCUGCUGCUGCUGCUGGCCUGGGUUCUGGUGGCCACGUGCCCCAGGACAACACAAGAGGCUGAAGGACCCAAAAGCCAGGACCAGCCCCUGAAGGAGAAGCCUUCGGCCCUGCCAGGCUCCACCAUGGACUAUGGGGAGCUGGACUUCCAGUGGCGAGAGAAGACCCCAGAGCCCCCAGCUACCUCUGUCCCUGAACAGACCGAGUAUGCCACCAUCGUCUUCCCCGACGGGCUGGGCGCCUCGUCGCCUGGCCGCAGAGGCUCUACUGACUGCUUGCGGGGUCCGCGGCCUCUGAGGUCUGAGGACGGACACUGCUCUUGGCCCCUCUGA
Lepus europaeus (European hare) is the source of this 876-nucleotide messenger RNA. RefSeq names its product programmed cell death 1 (gene PDCD1). Lineage: Eukaryota; Metazoa; Chordata; Mammalia; Lagomorpha; Leporidae. The record is from RefSeq and is a predicted model, not a curated record. Gene Ontology annotation, biological process: negative regulation of immune response; positive regulation of T cell apoptotic process. The coding region runs from base 1 to 876 and encodes 291 amino acids. The transcript is spliced from 6 exons. Gene Ontology annotation, cellular component: membrane; external side of plasma membrane.